This is a messenger RNA of Pseudophryne corroboree (corroboree frog), 1540 nucleotides long. RefSeq names its product myb-related transcription factor, partner of profilin-like. Gene Ontology annotation, cellular component: nucleus. The transcript is spliced from 5 exons. The record is from RefSeq and is a predicted model, not a curated record. The coding region runs from base 188 to 1525 and encodes 445 amino acids. NCBI's taxonomy places the organism in Eukaryota, Metazoa, Chordata, Amphibia, Anura, Myobatrachidae.
UUUGCUGCGUGCUCUGCAGCCAUUUUGUGAACCUGCAGAGAGGUGUGAGGAGGUGCAGAGCUAGCAAUUUGGUUGUUUGCUGUGGAUAUCGUUUGGACACCCCAGCAGGCUUUAUUCCAGGACAGUCAGGAGGAUUCCUGUUACCCGGAGGAGAGCCAUUUUAGGAGCUUUUACUACAUUUGUAGAGAUGUCAAAGGACAAGCAGACCCGAUCCGCCCCUUCCCCCACCCCCUCGGAUCUAUCCCUUCAUAGCAACGAGGAGUGGGAGCCAACCCAGGAGGCGGAUACGACCGCCCAGGCAUGUAGUGACCAGCCGCGGUCGUCAAGGGCCCAUGAGAAGUCCAAGAAAAAGCCUAGUAGAAAGGCAAGAAGCCAGCCAGAGGAGCAGUCGGAGGAGGAAGCCUCUGGUGAAGAUGCAGGACAGAAAAAGGUGCGUGGACCCAGAUACACUGAGGCGGAAAACUGUACCCUAGUGGAUUGCGUCGACAGGUCCUACGACGUUUUGUAUGGACCAAGGGCACAGACAACAGCAGCUAGGACAAAGCGAAGCAUCUGGGAAUCCAUUGCGAGUCAAGUCACUGCAAUAUCUGGAAACCGCCGGAGCACCAGAAAUUGCUUGAAGCGGUACAGUGAUUGCCGCAGACAGACCAAGAAGAAGAUGGGGAUUCAGCGCCGACAUGAGACAGCUACGGGAGGUGGCCCGGCUCUCAACCUGAAGUGGCUACCCUGGGAGGAUGUUAUUAGAAGGCGCAUGAACCCUGCCAUGGUCGAAGGAGUUCGCGGAGGUGUGGACUCUAGCCGUCCUGCUGGCUUUCCCGAGGAGGAAGAACCGCCCAGAAGACGGAAGAAGGCGGGAGAUAAGCCGUCCAAAAGGAGGUCUGAUGACAGGCCUGCCCAGAGGACAUCACCUGCGCACAGGACAUCGCCAGCGCACGGACCGUCACCUGUGCAGCAGGCAUCGGCAGCAGCGCGCGGACCAUCAACUGCGCCGCAAGCAUCGCGAGCACACAGAUCGUCACCUGUGCGCCACAGUUCGUCAUCGCGCAGUUUGUCACCUGUGCACCAGACGACGUCGGCGCACAGACUCUCACCUGUGCGCCAGACACCGUCGGCGACCACACCACAAGAUGGGCGCCAAACUACAGCUCCUGCGCGCAGGCCAUCACCAGAUCGUCGUCUCUCCAGGAGCUCUGGGACUGUGACUGAAGAGCCUCAAGACACAACCCUUGUGGACCCAUCACCCGAUCUGUUUGAGUCUACAGGGUUAACAGACGAAACUUUUCUUGGGUUUGAGGACAGCCGUGCAGACGUAUCCAGCCAGACCCUUGAAAAGUCUUCCGAAACGAGGACAAGUGGAGCUCCUGGAGCAGCGGCAUCACAGGAUGGAGAAGUGGUGCCACGAACCAGCAGCGGACUAGCUUCGGGGAUUGGUUCCUACUUCAGGCCGGAUCUCCUACAGGAGUCGUCAGAGGAUGACGAGGUGGAAGUGCAGGAGGCUCCAGUUACUACAUCCCUGCAUGAGUAAAUUGAAUUGUGAGCC